CUUUCUUGCUUCCGCUCCAUCACAACUUCUACGGUUACGUUAACGCAAAAAUGACAUGUUAAUCGUAAUGGAGCGGAAGUGUUGUGUAUGUUUUAGCACUUUACGUUAUAUUAUAGUUCUUGUGUCGUUGUUGGUGGUGGGUAUGUUUUAGCAAUUUUUUAUGUGACGGUGUGUUAAUCAUCCGGUUGGUUGUGUUUGUAGGUGUUAGCUUUUUUUUACGGCCAUAGUUCUUUGUUUGUUUUUUUUAAUUCUCUUUGUUUACGUGUCAAGUGUUCUUUAUUAGCUUAUUAUAACACUAUAGUUCUUUGUGUUUUUUUUAUCUCUUUGUUUAUGAGUCAAGUGGUCUACGUCUAAAGCUGUGAUAUACUUCUCCACUAAUCUGUUUAAUUUUCUAUGGUUAGAACUUUAUUCAUAUAAUGAUCUUUUUUUUGUAGGUGCUAGCUUAUUUUUUCGAGAUAUAUGUGCAAGAACUAUACACAAAGAUGGUGUUGCGAUGCUGCAAAAUAAUAUAUGUAUGGUUCUUUGUAAUUUGGAGAAGAUAUUUCCUCCAUCCUUUUUUGAUGUUAUGGAGCAUUUGGUGAUUCACUUGCCACAUAAAGUUAGUCUUGACGGACCUGUACAGUUUAGAUGGAUGUAUUGUUUUGAACGAUACAUGGGCCAUCUAAAGAAAAAAGUAAAAAAUAAGGCAAAAGUAGAAGGAUCAAUUGUUGAACAAUACAUCAACGAAGAAAUUUCCACUUUUUGUACUUAUUACUUUGAACCACACAUAAAGACAAAACAUCGAACAGGAGAUCGACAAUAUGAUGGAGGUAAUCAAGACGAUACUCAUGAGUUUGAUAGAAUUCCAGAUAUAUUUUCUCAGGCAGGGAAGGGCAGUGGUAAAGAAAUACAGAUCUGGCUCCAAGAUAAAGAUUACCAUAUUGCACAUACAUAUAUUUUGCAGAACUGCGAUCAAUUAAGAUCAUUUGAAAGGUUAUUUGAUGAGAGCAUGAUUGCGGCUAAUCCUGGGAUUACUGAAAACAAUUUAACCGAGCUUAGAGAAAAAAACAUAUUCAAGCUGGUUACAAAAACAUGUGGAAGAUACCUUGAACAAUAAUUCAUAUCCAAAGUGGUUGUUGAGUCUCGUUCAUGGUCCAAUGGUUCAAGAUACUUGUUGGCUAAUGUA
Molecule: messenger RNA, 1165 nt
Organism: Camelina sativa (false flax)
Lineage: Eukaryota; Viridiplantae; Streptophyta; Magnoliopsida; Brassicales; Brassicaceae
Source: RefSeq, a predicted model, not a curated record